AUGGCUGAACUUACUCUCCAUAACUCUAUUCGGGAGAAGAUGCUCCGCGAUGAGGUAGCAUACACCUUGUCUGUAAAGCUUGUUCGCAGUGUCGAGCUUCCAAUGAUGGCGAAAACCGCAGGAUUCGAUGGCAUACUCAUUGACAUGGAACACUCGACCUUUGACUUGGACACAACCAGUCAGAUCUGCAUAGCUGCCCUAUACGCUGGCAUCUCUCCCAUAGUUCGUGUUCCAUCUAAAGAUCCUUUCUUCGUUUCUCGUGUACUAGAUGGAGGCGCCAUGGGCGUCAUAGUCCCACACAUCCGAUCUGUACAGGACGCCAAAGACGUAGUCGCCGCCGCAAAGUUUCAACCCGUUGGUCACCGUUCGUCGACGAACAACAUGCCACAAUUCCAAUAUCGACACCUCUCCGCCAAGGCUAUGAGCCCCGUGUGCAACCGCGAAACACUCGUCAUUCCCAUGGUAGAGACACUAGAAGCAGUUGAUUGCGUUGAAGAGCUAGCAGCCAUCGAAGGUGUUGAUAGUCUGCUGAUUGGCACCAAUGACAUGUGCGCCGAACUAGGUAUUCCGGGUCAGUACGAGAGCCCGCAAUUGCUCGAGGUCUACGAGAAGACUAUCAAUGCCUGCAAAAGGCACGGGAAAUGGGUCGGUGUAGGAGGUUUACAUUCGAGACUAGAUCUUGUAGAAAAAUUUUGCCAAAUGGGAGCGCGAUGGGUCAUGGCAGCGACAGAUGGGCCAUUGCUCCUCGGUGGAGCGACGAGAAGAGCAAGUGAGAUGGCACAACUGAGCGCAAGAGUCAAGCAUAUGGAACAACCGACCCACCAGGAGGCGAAUAGAGCUGCAAUCGAGUGGACUAUUGGAGUUAUCGAUGUCUUGAAAACAAAGGCUGGUGUUACUGUUGCAGAACUGACGAACGGCCACACGAAUGUAUUGGCUAGCUCUUAG
Molecule: messenger RNA, 945 nt
Organism: Alternaria alternata
Lineage: Eukaryota; Fungi; Ascomycota; Dothideomycetes; Pleosporales; Pleosporaceae
Product: HpcH/HpaI aldolase
Exons: 2
Coding region: 1-945 (314 amino acids)
Cellular component (GO): cytoplasm
Molecular function (GO): aldehyde-lyase activity
Source: RefSeq, a predicted model, not a curated record